Messenger RNA from Coniosporium apollinis CBS 100218, 1659 nucleotides. RefSeq lists its product as uncharacterized. Bases 1 to 1659 code for a protein of 552 amino acids. Gene Ontology annotation, molecular function: protein-folding chaperone binding. Gene Ontology annotation, biological process: protein import into mitochondrial matrix. Lineage: Eukaryota; Fungi; Ascomycota; Dothideomycetes. Gene Ontology annotation, cellular component: mitochondrial inner membrane. The record is from RefSeq and is a predicted model, not a curated record. The transcript is spliced from 2 exons.
AUGAGUGCGCUCCGGAGAAGUGUCACAAAGGCGAGGCCAGGAGUCGCCGCUCGGUCAUUUACCUCACCCCCAACCUCAGCAUACGGACGCUCUCCAGCCCACAGGCGGUUAUGGACAGCGACAACAGAUGCGCAGAGAUCUGACCUGUCAUCCUUCCGGAGCCCCAACUCCGCACAACUCUUCACCUCAGCCCCGUUCGUCCUCCGAACUCGGCUUCAACCGCAAGAUAUCCUUUCCCGAACCGCCAUUAGCUAUACCCGACAUUUCCACUCCAGCUCACAACUGCACCAAGAGGCGAAGCUAAAGGAGGAUAUAAAGGAGCCGCGCCCCGAAGAUCCAGCCGCGCAACCAGACCCCUCAGCCAAAGGUCCCACAAACGAGCAGGCCUCCGAGGAGCACGCGAAGAAGGAGGGCGAGGAGCAGCCAAACGACCAAGCUAAAGACGACAAGAAGAAGAAGAAAGCCGACACGCCGCCUCCACCCCCCCACGGCGACAAGACACCCUGGCAGGUCUUCACCGAGACGCUGAAGACGGAGUUCAAGGCGUCGAAGGAGUGGAACGAGUCUACGAAGCAGCUGGCAGGCGAGGUCAACGCUUUCACGCAGAAUGAGACAAUCAAGAAGGCCAGGUCGGCCUAUAGCCAGGCAGCAGAUGCGGCAACGUCAAAGGGCGGCGCCGCGCUAAAGACGACAGGCAGGGCGAUCGGGCAGAGUGCGGCGUGGACAUGGGACACGUCGGUAGUAAAGGGCGUUAGGAAGGGCGUCUCUGCCACCGGGCGCGGGAUCGAGAAGGUGACGCGACCGGUGCGGGAGACGGAGGCGUUCAAGAGCGUUAAGGAAACAAUAGACGAUGGUAGUUCGUCCCGGUACGGUGGAUGGACGGAGAAGGAGGAGCGGAGGAAGCGUAGGGAGCUCAGAGAGAUGAACGAAAUACAGAAGACCGGUGGUAAGAGGCCCACGGGGCCUGUGGAGGAGGAUCCAAACGCCGGCACAAAUGUCACUCUCCACAAGGAUGCCGCAUGGAAAGAGUCAUGGAGAGACUUCCGCGACUCUAGCCGACUGAUGCAAUCCCUCUUCUCCGUCAAAUCUAUUUACAACGAGUCCGAGAACCCGCUCAUCUCUACCGCGCGCAGCAUCUCCGACCGCGUCGCCGGCUUCUUCGCCGAAAACGAGACGGCCAUGGUCAUCAAGAAGUUCAGAGAGAUGGACCCUAAUUUCCAGCUCGAGCCGUUCCUAACGGAGAUGCGCGAGUACAUAUUACCGGAAGUGCUCGAUGCGUACGUCAAGGGCGACGUCGAGGUGCUUAAGCUCUGGCUGUCCGCUGCGCAGUAUCAGGUCUACGCUGCGUUGAUGCAGCAGUACACUACCGCUGGUCUCAAAUCCGACGGCCGCAUUCUGGAUAUCAGGCAUGUCGACAUUCUGUCGGCGCGGAUUCUGGAGCCCGGCGAUAUCCCCGUCUUCAUCGUCACGUGCCGGACGCAGGAAGUGCACGUCUACAGGCAGGCCAAGACCGGCGAGCUUGCAGCGGGAAUGGACGACAAGGUGCAGCAGGUCACAUAUGCCAUUGGUGUCACGAGGAUACCGGAGGAUGUAAACAACCCAGAAACGAGAGGCUGGCGCUUGAUCGAGCUGCAAAAGAGCGCUCGAGAUUACAUAUGA